CUUCUCGCAUCAGGAAUUUGUAACGUGCCAUAUUAUUACCAAUGGGUAUAUCUGGAGAACCAAAUGUCACCACGGAACAGGGCAAUUUCAAGUUUUUGAAAAUGCCAGCGGUUUAUGCAGCCGCACCUUUCAUCGAAGAUUUCUUGUCGCUGCGUUUUGCCAUUGAAGCUUCAUCCUAGGACUGGAUUGGCCGCUAAUGGUCCCAGCUGUGCGAUUUCGUUAGCUCGCAGAGACCGCAGUUGUCGUAUCCAUUGAAGUAGCCUACGUACAGUAGCCUAAAGGAAAAAAACGGCGUGAUGAUGUGCGAGGUGAUGCCCACCAUCAGCGAGGACACGGCUCAGCGGGGCUCUCAGAGCAGCGCCUCGGACCCAGACUCCCACUUUGAGCAGCUGAUGGUCAACAUGCUGGAUGAGAGAGACCGCCUGUUGGACACUCUGAGGGAGACCCAGGAGAGCCUGGGGAUGUCCCAGCAGCACCUGGAGGACGUUAUCUACGACCGGGACUCACUGCAGCGCCAGCUCAGCUCCGCCCUGCCACAGGAGUUUGCAGCCCUGACCAAGGAGCUGAACGUGUGCAGAGAGAACCUUCUGGAGAAAGAGGAGGAGAUCUCUGAGCUCAAGGCCGAGAGGAACAACACCAGGUUGCUUCUGGAGCAUCUGGAGUGCCUGGUGUCCAGGCAUGAGCGGUCACUACGUAUGACUGUGGUCAAGCGGCAGGCCCAGUCCCCCUCAGGCGUGUCCAGUGAGGUGGAGGUCCUCAAAGCGCUCAAGUCCCUGUUCGAGCACCACAAAGCUCUAGACGAGAAGGUGAGGGAGAGACUGCGGGUGUCGCUAGAGAGGGUCUCUGCAUUGGAGGAGGAGCUAACAUCAGCCAACCAGGAGAUUGUGGCCUUACGGGAGCAGAAUGCCCACAUCCAGAGGAAGGUGGCGUCAGGGGACGGGUCAGAGGACAUGCUGGAGGGCACUGAUGCCAGCCAGAAGGUACAUAGCAAGCGCCUGUCCAACGGCUCCAUGGAGUCGGCCCAUGAGGCGGGCCAGGUGGUGGAGCUGCAGGACCUGCUGGAGAAGCAGAACUAUGAGCUGGCCCAGAUGAAGGAGCGCAUGUCUUCCCUGUCGUCCCGCGUCUCCGAGGUGGAGCAGGAGCUGGACACCGCGCGCAAGGACCUCAUCAAGACAGAGGAGAUGAGUACCAAGUACCAGAGGGACAUCAAAGAGGCUAUGUGUCAGAAGGAGGACAUGGAAGAGAGGAUCGUCACUCUGGAGAAGCGGUACCUCAGCGCCCAGAGAGAGUCCACCUCCCUGCACGACAUCAGUGACAAACUGGAGAAUGAGCUGGCCAAUAAGGAAGCCUUCCUCAGACAGAUGGAGGAUAAGAACAGGCAGCUGCUGGAGCGUUUGGAGAUAGCAGAGCAGAAGCUGCAGCAGACCAUGAGAAAGGCUGAGACCCUGCCAGAGGUGGAGGCUGAACUGGCCCAGAGGAUAGCAGCACUCACCAAGGCGGAGGAGCGCCACGGCAGCAUCGAGGAACGCAUGAGGCACCUGGAGGGCCAGCUGGAGGAGAAGCACCAGGAGCUGCUCAGAGCUCGGCAGAGAGAAAAGAUGAACGAGGAACACAACAAGCGCCUGUCGGACACGGUGGACAGACUUCUCACAGAGUCCAACGAACGUCUUCAGCUCCACCUGAAAGAGAGGAUGGCUGCUCUGGAAGAGAAGAACGUUUUAAUACAAGACUCGGAAGGCUACAGAAAACAGUACGAGGAUUCAAUCCAUGAAAAAACUCAUCUGGCAGAUGAGAUAGACAAGCUGAGAUCAGAGUUGGACCAGUUCCGACUGAGAACAGGCUCACUCACAGAACCCACUCUGUCACGGUCUCACCUAGACACGUCGGGGGAGCUCCGCUUUUCCCUGGGCUCCCUGGCUGAGACCCAGUCAGACCACUACCGGUCAGCCAAGGUCAUCCGCAGGCCCAGGAGAGGACGCAUGGGUCUCCACAGGGACGAGAGCAAGGCUAAGUCACUGGGGGAGCACGAGUGGCGCUCUCAGCAGCUAGGCAUCCUGGGUAGCCACCCGUUUGAGAGUGAGAUGUCUGACAUGUCGGACAUUGAUGACGAUGACCGGGAGACCAUGUUCAGCUCCAUGGACCUGCUGUCCCCCGGCGGUCACUCAGACGCCCAGACCCUAGCCAUGAUGCUGCAGGAGCAGCUAGACGCCAUUAACAAAGAGAUACGACUGAUCCAGGAGGAGAAGGAGUCGACAGAGCUGCGGGCGGAGGAGAUAGAGAACCGUGUGGCCAGCGUCAGCCUGGAGGGUCUCAACCUUGCCCGUAUGCAUCACCCCGGAGCCUCCAUCACCGCCUCGGCCACCGCCUCCUCCCUGGCCUCUUCCUCCCCGCCCAGCGGACACUCCACCCCCAAGUUGGACCACCGCAGCACCGCAGACAUGGAGCGCAUGGGUAUCAUGACACUGCCCAGUGAUCUGAGGAAACACAGGAGAAAGAUUGCGGCCACCGACGAUGACGGCCAGGACAAGGCUACCAUCAAGUGUGAGACGUCCCCUCCUCCCACGCCCCGGACCGUACGCAUGACCCGCACACUGCCAGCCUCCUCACACAACGAGGCCCGAGGCAUUGCUGCCAGCCUGGAGGCAGAGGCCAGUGCUCUGAGCAGCGUAGCCAGCAGUCAGGACUCCAUCAACAAGCAGCCCAAGAAGAAAGGCAUCAAGUCCUCCAUCGGACGCCUGUUUGGCAAGAAGGAGAAGACCAGACUGGCACAGCUGCAUGCCCACAGGGAGGCCAUCGGGCAGAGCCAAGGAGUGUCUGAUCCAGACCUGGGUCAGGACAUGGCUGUGGGGAAGCUGGGGACUCAGGCUGAGAAAGACCGCCGGCUGAAAAAGAAAAGCGGGCACGAGCUGUUGGAAGAGGCGAGGAGGAAAGGCUUACCUUUCGCCCAAUGGGACGGCCCCACAGUGGUGGCCUGGCUGGAGCUGUGGCUGGGGAUGCCCGCCUGGUAUGUGGCGGCGUGUCGUGCCAACGUGAAGAGCGGUGCCAUCAUGUCUGCCCUGUCGGACACAGAGAUCCAGAGGGAAAUUGGCAUCAGUAACCCCCUGCACCGCCUCAAACUGAGACUGGCCAUCCAGGAGAUGGUCUCCCUCACCAGUCCAUCUGCCCCGCCAACCUCCAGAACCCCGUCAGGCAAUGUAUGGGUGACCCACGAGGAAAUGGAGACCCUCGCAGCACCCUCCUCCAAAACGAGGUCCGGGGAGUCCGAGGAGGGGAGCUGGGCGCAGACUCUAGCGUAUGGUGACAUGAACCAUGAGUGGAUAGGGAACGAGUGGUUGCCCAGUCUUGGACUACCUCAGUACCGCAGCUACUUCAUGGAGUGCCUGGUGGACGCCCGCAUGCUGGACCACCUCACCAAGAAGGACCUCCGGGUGCAUCUCAAAAUGGUGGACAGCUUUCACAGGACGAGUUUGCAGUAUGGUAUCAUGGGUCUGAAGAAGCUCAACUAUGACAGGAAAGAGCUGGAGAGACGCAGAGAGCACAGCCAGCAUGAAAUGAGAGACGUGCUGGUGUGGAGCAACGAGCGGGUGAUUCGCUGGGUCCAGAGCAUCGGCCUAAAGGACUAUGCCAACAUCCUGCUGGAGAGCGGCGUGCACGGGGCCCUGGUCGCCCUCGAUGACAACUUUGACCACACCAGCCUGGCGCUGCUCAUCCAGAUCCCCAACCAAAGCACUCAGGCACGUCAGAUUCUGGAGAGGGAAUAUAAUAACCUGCUAGCCCUGGGCACUGAGAGACGACUGGACGAGUAUGAAGAUAAUGACCUCCGGGGGCCAUCGUGGAGGAGGCAGUUCCCCCCGCGGGAUGUCCACGGGAUCAGUAUGAUGCCUGGCUCGGCAGAGACCCUCCCCGCUGGCUUCCGUGUCACCACCGGCUCACACUCCCGUAGGCUACCCCCCGAAGUGCUCUAUGAGGCGCUGGAUGACAGUCCUGACGACAUGUAUUUGGACUGGUUUCAAGGUCAGAUAUACUGGAGCAAUACCAUGUGGCCUGCUGUUGGCCUGUGUGCCUUUACGCCCCCCCAAAACUCCCCGGUUCCUGCUGUCCACCCUACCGUACCUCCUCUCUUCUCCAACUGUCUUCUCUCUCUGCCUCUACUGCUCUGUUCCUCUGUUUCGUUCUGCUCCUGAUGACAACGACAAGGGUGGCCAUUUGUUUGUCCAGGUUGUCCGUUUGUUAUAGUAGACAUAUUGUGUGUCCAGUAAUUGUUACUCAGGUUAGUGUUAGUUGCAGCCUCUGCUGCUGCACCCUUGAAGUUAAAGCAAUUAAUCCCCUUUGCAUAUGUUAGUUGAGCUAU
Molecule: messenger RNA, 4351 nt
Organism: Oncorhynchus mykiss (rainbow trout)
Lineage: Eukaryota; Metazoa; Chordata; Actinopteri; Salmoniformes; Salmonidae
Source: RefSeq, a predicted model, not a curated record